AAGUGGUUUCACGUUUAGCUCACUGCUUCUGUUUCCACUUUACUGUUUGUGCCACAACAGAUACAUUUUAAAGUCUUUCGAGGAAGUGGACAAUUCUCUGACGUGUCUGUGGGAACUUUGGCGGACUUCGCGGUUUGGAGACUGUGCUUGCGUGUUUACUUCCGAUACAUUGUUAAUGUUAGAGCGCUGACUUUGUUACAAUGUAUCGAAGCUAACACUAGCAUUCAGACACUGUUGUUUGUAUGCUGCCGUCAGCUGCACUUAAUAACUUGUUUUGGUAGUUUUACGUGAAAUUACAGGAAAAACUGCCUAAUGUACCUAAUGAACGAGGUAUUUACUACACAGUCAUGUUUCGGUGUAGUCUUUUGUAAAGUUUGCUGCCUCUUUUUAUAAGCUGGAUAGUCUCGGGUGCAGUUUUCAUCUGAUGUCUCAAUAAUCUAUGGAUGAUGUCCUGAGAGAGCACUCUGUUUUUAUGUGCUACAGGACGUGUAAAUUAGUUGGUAGUUUAUUAGCUUUUUGCCAUGGCCAGUGCCUUAGCAGCUAAGAUGGGCUUUAACUCGCUUUUGAGAAAACCAGCUCGGAGCUUCAGCGUGAGGAUCUGCACCAUGGAGUCCGACAUGGAGUUCAGCUGUGAGGUGAAGUGGAAAGGGAAAGACCUUUUUGACUUGGUGUGUCGGACUCUGGGACUGAGGGAGACGUGGUUCUUUGGCCUCCAGUACAACAUCAAAGACACUGUGGCUUGGCUGAAGAUGGAGAAGAAGGUUCUGGAUCAGGAAGUUCCAAAAGAAGAACCUAUCACCUUUUACUUCAUAGCUAAGUUUUACCCAGAAAAUGCCGAAGAAGAGCUUGUGCAAGAUAUCACACAGCAUCUCUUCUUCCUCCAGGUGAAGAAGAAAAUCCUGGAGGAAGAGAUCCACUGUCCCCCUGAAGCGUCGGUACUCCUGGCCUCCUACGCUGUCCACGCUGAGUACGGCGAUUACGACCCCGAUGUUCACAAACCUGGAUUUUUGGCAGAGGAGGAACUGCUGCCAAAAAGGGUGAUCAACUUGUACCAGAUGACUGCAGAAAUGUGGGAGGAGAGGAUCACGGCUUGCUACGCAGAGCACAGAGGCAGGACGAGGGAUGAAGCCGAGAUGGAGUACUUAAAAAUAGCUCAGGACCUGGACAUGUAUGGCGUCAAUUACUUUCUAAUCAGGAAUAAAAAGGGAACCGAUCUCCUCCUGGGAGUGGACGCCUUGGGACUGCACAUCUACGAGCCGGACAACAGGCUGACGCCCAAAUGCUCCUUCCCCUGGAACGAGAUCCGCAACAUUUCUUACAGCGACAAAGAGUUUACCAUCAAACCUUUGGACAAGAAAACCAACGUUUUCAAGUUCAACUCUUCACGGCUGAGAGUCAACAAGUUGAUCCUCCAGCUGUGUAUCGGGAACCACGACCUGUUCAUGCGCCGGCGGCGGGUCGACUCACUUGAAGUGCAGCAGAUGAAGGCGCAAGCCAGAGAAGAGAGGGCCAGGAAACAGGUGGAGAGGCAGCGUCUGCAGAGGGAAAAGCAGCUGCGGGAGGAGGCCGAGCGAGCCAGGGACGAGCUGGAGAGGAGGCUCAUUCAGCUGCAGGACGAGGCUCACAUGGCCAAUGAGGCACUGCUGCGGUCUGAGCAGACGGCAGACCUGCUGGCCGAGAAGGCGCAGAUCGCGGAGGAGGAGGCCAAGCUGCUGGCCCAGAAAGCGGCCGAGGCCGAGACGGAGAUGCAGCGCAUCAAAGUGACCGCCAUCCGUGGCCAGGAGGAGCGCCGGCUGAUGGAGCAGAAGAUGCUGGAGGCAGAGAUGUUAGCCCUCAAGAUGGCCGAAGAGUCUGAAAGGAGGGCCAAGGAAGCCGAGCAGCUGAAGCAGGACCUGCAGGAAGCCAGGGACUCGGAGCGCAGGGCCAAGAACAAGCUGCUGGAGAUUACCAGCAGGACCGUCUACACGUCAACAGCAGCAGCGCCUGGCGGCAUGCCUCAAGAGCUGAGCUUCAGCAGGGAGAACCUCAGCUUCGACUUUAAAGACACAGACAUGAAACGUCUCUCCAUGGAGAUCGAGAAAGAGAAGGUGGAGUACAUGGAGAAGAGCAAGCACCUGCAGGAGCAGCUGAACGAGCUCAAGACCGAGAUCGAAAGUCUGAAGCUGAAAGAGCGGGAGACUUCUCUGGACAUCAUCCACAACCAGAACACGGAGCAGGGAACCAGCAAGCAGAGCAACUUCAAAAAGCUGACGCUGCAGAGCACCAAGUCCAGAGUGGCCUUCUUCGAGGAGCUUUGAGCCACAGACCCGUGGACAUGCGGACCCUCAACUGCCAAGAGCCUCCUCCGCAUAUUUACAUUCCUGGUUAGUAAAAAAGAAAAUACUGAACGCACCUCGAAGGCCUUGGAGAAAUUCAAACACUACAUAGCAUGAAGAGAAAUGACCGCUGCCUCCAUCUGCACCUCCUCACGCACAAACCUGAUGCUCCUGCACCAACGCCAGGCCCAUGACAAGUGUGUUUACAGUGAGAGAGUGUGUGUGUGUGAUAGAACACAUUCUCCAGGGAUACUGAAGUGAGCUGGUGUGUGGGUGAUUUAGUAAUGACA
Molecule: messenger RNA, 2605 nt
Organism: Salarias fasciatus (jewelled blenny)
Lineage: Eukaryota; Metazoa; Chordata; Actinopteri; Blenniiformes; Blenniidae
Gene: nf2a
Product: NF2, moesin-ezrin-radixin like (MERLIN) tumor suppressor a
Exons: 16
Coding region: 522-2297 (591 amino acids)
Cellular component (GO): cytoskeleton
Molecular function (GO): actin binding
Source: RefSeq, a predicted model, not a curated record